AAGAAUGGUCUGUUCUAAAGUGGCACCAAGUGGUGCCAUUUUUAUUAUGAUAAUGCUUUCCCCCCCCCUUGAAAUGAAAGCGCUAGCAUUGACACCACCAAGUGCAUUUUAUAUGAUGGACAGAAUAAAAACCGAGCGAUCGAGUCAACCCCGACACGUACAGAACAUGGCUUUGGUUCCGCUUCCGGCAGAAGAUGUCAAGGAUCUUUUGGUGGUUGGCAGUCCGUCGGGGCUUCAGUAUGAGACCUACUGGGGAAGAACCAAGCGUGAGACGUAUAAUAGACUCCUAGAAUCUACAAUGGUUGCUGCUAUUGGAUGUUUCUUUUCCUACUUUGUGAGCUUUGUGGUAGGAAGCUUUGUGGCUACUAUUUUUGGUUCUCUUUUUGCUUUUUGGGCUGUGUUAUCUCCCGACUUCAAGGCAAGGCAGAGAAAUUGGGAAUUUUUGGGAGGAAGGGCUAUCGUAGAUCCUUGGAUGUUAGAUGACGCGAAUGGUUCAGUCGAUCGCAACAAUGCAGGCCUAUACGGCUCAAUGUUUUUGGGGAGGAUUGAAGAUGCGUGCGUUGUCGAAGAUAAUGCAUCAAUCGACGAAUUCGAUCUAGAAGAGUUCCAGGAUUACAAAAAUGAGGAAGACGAACAAGAGGAAAUUACGGGAUUUCCGUACUUGAUUCGAUUGCGAAUUACUGACAACGAUGGAAGAGAAUUACAAAUACAUUCUCGCUUAAGCGAAGAGUAUCUUGGAAUUCAAAAGGGAAUGCCUAUUGCUGGGAUUCUACUAAGUACAUACGAAUCAUUUUCUUCAUUGUCGGCUAUGUCCGAUGUAUACGUCCCUGACGUGGGUUGUUUUGUCGGUGAUUAUCCCUACUUGAAUAGACCGGGGAUGGAAGAAUUAUUGUCAUCAGAUGACGAUCUUUGGAACACGCUACAGUCGCAAAGCCGAUGGUGAUGAUUUAAAACCAAACAGUAGGCUAUUUCAUUCGUUCUAUCUAGCCACUCAAUAAUCCUUGAUCAGGGAGCUCAACCUUUCCAGCCAUAAUUGUUUUGAGAUUUAAUUCUCGACCCAUCAAAGUAUCUUCAAGAUGUUGAUACGACGGACUCAGAUCGUUGGUUGUCAUUAAGGAAAUAUUCGCGGUACAACCUUCCACACCAAGGACUUUCUGCUGCAAAUACUUUUUCAGCGUAGAGCUUGCAUUGGGGUCGUUGUAUCCAGCUUGGAUUCCACCCCAAGUAACGCAGCCUGUUUUACUAUCAACAGUACUGUGUUCAUAGGUGAAAUCUAAAAAUCGGUGAAUUUUUUCUUUUGGAGAGAAAGCAUACACAGACAUUGAAUGAAUCAUCAAAUCACCCAAUCUUCUUCUGUAAAUCAUUCCCUGUCUGUCUACAACCUUUAGGAAUCGUCGAACUUCAUUGCUCUGAAAAAAGGACAGCUUGGCAACAAAAAAGUUGUUGUAAAUUCCACACAUAUCCAAAUCAAUGUCACGGAUUGGUGCAGGUGAUCCUUUCAAAUUUCUCCAAAUCUUCCAGAUUCUUCGAGUAACCUGCAUCUCGUAGGAACAAAGUCGAAAUCCGUAGUUAAAAUCAUUCUCUUUCAUAAAGUCAAAAACAUCAUAUUUGACUGGAGACCUCAGAAAUGAAUCUUCGUCAAAGCGCAUAAUGUACUCGUACAAACAUCCAUGAGUCUUUCGGUAGUCUUCAAAAAAACGCCAGAUGUCAAUUGCAUACCAAUGCAUCAUCUGCCGAUAUCCUUCUGAGAAAAGAGGAUAAGCAUACCAAUCAUGAGGGUUGUCUUGACUGUGCCAACUUGGACGGCGCCAAUACGAAGUGUUGUAGAGAUCUAUGAAGUAGAGAGCUUCUCGAAACUUCGAUCCCAAUCUACCUUCAAUCAAAUUCAUAUCAUCGUCUGUGAAGUCUGCAGUAUGGAAGACAAUCACAUCUGUAUUGUUUUGAUGGUUGUUCAAAGAAAGAUAAUUUGUAUUCAUGAGUUCCAAGGAUUCAAGUAAAGAAUUGAAGCUGUUUCUGUCGUAACUUGAGUGGUUUUUCUGUCCCAAGUAGACAAUUGCAUUUCUCUUGCAUAUAUGAUUCUGACUCCCCUUGGAAAUCUUGGCAUCAAUUUUUACUGAUGUCUUUUCGGCUCUAACUUCAUUUGCAUUCGCGUUUUUUGACACCUUUCCACUACUAGUUGCUAGAACUUGUUCGACCAUAGAAUAGAAUUCCACGGGACUCAAUCGAUGAGGGUCUUCCCAGUUCACACUUUGGUUGUGAAGAUUCAUAUUAAGGUAAAUUGCGGCUUCGGAUAUUGCACUGUUGCCGUGUAGCAAGAACUGACAUUUUGACAUAGCUAGAACAUCAACAAGAGCUUCAGAGUUCACACGGUGGUGUUUUUCCAGCAUAUGAGCAGGCCAUUUCCAAGACGACCUUACAACGAAGGAACCCUGAGUUCGGAUCAUUCGUUGAACGUCGGGUGGGAAAUGCUGAAUGAUAUAUUCCAAUGAUCGAUGUGAAUCUGAGGCCACGUAGACUUCUUUUCCUCCAGCCCGAGCAAAUGCGACAAGAUAGUCCCGGAACUUAUUUGGUGGGAACUUUGUGCGAUGACUUCCUUCUUUAUCAGCGUUGCGUAAGUGAACGGCGAGACAGGGAGGUGAUGUUGAAUUAACCGGAUUAACUUGU
Messenger RNA from Pseudo-nitzschia multistriata, 2664 nucleotides. Lineage: Eukaryota; Bacillariophyta; Bacillariophyceae; Bacillariales; Bacillariaceae. The record is from the annotation of a GenBank genome assembly.